CCCUCUGAACUGUAGAAGUAUGAAGUAGCAUAAAAUGGAAAUAGUAAAAGUACCUCAAAAAUGUAUACUACUAUAGUACUAUACUAAGUACUAAGUAUAGUACUUAGUUAUAUUUCCACCACUGAUCCUGAAUAAUAUGUAAUAUGAUUAAAAACCACCACCCACUCAGAAUUUUCCCACAACGUUAUCAUUCUUCCAUUUUUCUAUGUGUUAUUUUGGCUGCCCCCCUCAGGAUGGCAGCAGGAGGCCACUCUUAGGAUUGCCCCUGGUUCUCCUCUCUUGACCUGCCUGCAGAGCCCAUGUUAUCAGUUCCUUAUUUAGACGUGGACUUUAUUGGUCUCUGGCUGCUCCUCAGUCGACCGUGAAACUUUCCCAAAGAGUUCCACUUGCUGACUUUCCUGCAAGAAUUUAAGGUUACAGUUCACUGUAUUAUGCCCCAGAAGUUAAUGUUGCUGCUUUGGGAUCGGCCUGAUGGUGAGAUUACAGACUGAGAGCUGGCAUAGUAGUAUAAUUAUAAUAGCUACCAAUAUGCCCCACACAGUGACAACAACAGCCAAACCUUGCAGAAUAUAAGGGGGGGUUUAGUUCAACACCCUUACUUUUACAUGAGGUCAAGAUUAUUUGUUAUAGAGACUAUUUACGAUGAAACAUGAGGAAGAAGGGAUGAAAAGGAAAUAGUCGACAGACUGGAAUUAAGAAACAAAAUGUCGAAAGAAUGGAGAGGGGCACAAAAACGAUAUGUCUGGUGAAGAAAAUGAUUACAAAUAACCUUGAUAUUGUGAAACUUGUGCAUAUCAAUGGUACAUUUUACACUUUUAACCUACAUGUGGGUGUUCAACUCUGUUAUCUGAGAUAUUCGACAGGCAGGUUGUUUCCACGGGUGUAAAGAGAACUGGAAUAUCUUAGUCAAGGGGAAACUGUCUUAACUGAUUUACUCAAGUAAAGAAAUUACUUUAGUGAUAUUACUUCUGUUGAAAUCUGUUGUGUAAUUUCUGCUUUUAUAAUAGUGGGGUACAUAAUCUAAAAUUUACUUAAAACAAUUUCUGGUUUCAGAAUAUACUCAAAAAGCAAAUUUGUAUGAAAAGGUGAAUCAACACUUUAUUAUUAAGUUAAUUUCCUCUUUUGUUUGUUUUCAUGAGGACAGGAAGAUCAUGUGACCUUCAGCUUCUCAUAUAACAAGAUAAGGCACCUUGCAGAAAGCUCCACAGUACCAACAUAGCAGUACUCAGGCUAGCAUGAAUUCAGUAUUUUUUUUAUCACAGAAAGCAACAUUUUGCUUUAAAACACGUGGGGUUUUUAGUUGAGCAUCUUCUGUCCAUGCACAACCCUGCAGGAAAGGGCACACUGCAGCACAGCACCAAGCUAUGAACCCUGUUGGAUUGAAUAAUGGAUGAAGUCAGCCAACCAUAGGCUGCAGGGUGAUAUCAUGGCUGCGUCACUUGAGGGAGGGAGGGAGGAUGGGCAGGGUGGUGGACGAUGCAGUAGGCAAAGUGUAGAGGGAGAAAAGUGCUCGCAGAGGGACGGACAGAGGGAUAAUAAUCAUGUCAGCCUCUUCAAAGCAGCUGUUUUUUCAGAUCUUCCUGCUUCUCGUCUCCUGCAAACACAUCAAUACAAAGACAACUGGCCCAACGCCUCCGCCAGUAGUUCCCCUCAGUCCCCUACCAACAGAAGUAAAAAGUUCUGUCCUUAAAGAUGAAAGUCAGACUGAGAAAGUUGAACUGCUGAACCCUGUCGAUCUAGCGCUUGAGUGUAACUGGACCGGUAGUCUGAACAGAUUUCCAAACAUAAGUGGUUACUGGAGAAAAGAUGGGGAUGAGAUCAAGAACAGCCGUCUCACAGUGCAGUUGGAGAAUGAGCAGUAUAAUCUCAGACGAGUGUUCAGGAUUGACAGCGAAAAAAACCUCGGAAAUUACUCGUGCGUGUUUGGAAAUGAAGCGAAAAAAGAUUUUAUUUUGAAAGGUCCACAGAUUGGUGAGGUGCGAGAUAAGCCAGUGGUCAGCUAUGUGGGGGAUUCUGCUGUGAUUUUCUGUAAAAUGGAGGAAACCAAACCAAAGCCCGACUCCUGGAAAUGGUACAAAGCAAAUAGGACAGAAGAAGCGCAGAUUAAUGUUGCUGCUGCGGAGCCUGGCCGGUAUGAAAUCAAAAGCAAAGAUGACAACAGGAAGACCAAGCUGGUGGUGCACAACGUGACAGAGGCCGACUCCGGCUUGUAUUACUGCGAAGCGGUGUACAACAUCAGCACCACGAUGAGCCAAAUGGAGCUGAGGGUCAUCUCCUUCUUGGAGCCUCUGAAGCCCUUCAUAGCCAUCCUGGUCGAAGUGGUCGUCCUGGUCGCCGCCAUCCUGCUCUACGAGAGGAGUCAGUCCAGGAAAAAAUGUGCAGCAGGAAAUGGGACAAAUGCUGACCAAACAAACACACUGGCACAGGGAGAAAAUAAUGGACCAGAGGCCGGUUCUUCAAUGAGACAGCGCAAAGUUUAAAGACUCUCAAGGCUGCGGUCCAGCAGAUUCAAGCCUCUUUAAAACUGUUUUGCUUACUUUCAAAUGUGAAUGUUAGAGCUUAAAAGCAAUAUUGAAACAAUUAUUUUGUGAAUAUGUCCUCUAUUAGAAGUAUAAUAUUUUAACUAAACAAAAUGCAAUAACCACCACUUUAUAAUCAUUGUUUUUAUUUGUACACAGUUUCCUUUUUUUACUAUUUUACUAUACUACUUACUAUUUCACAGGACGAUAUGGUUUUUAUUUUUAAUGGACAGUUGUGUGACGAUGGUUGAAAGAGCAAAGCCUUUACCUACUUUGUUUUUUUUACCACUGAGCCUUGCAUAUGUACUUUCACUUCCUGUUGAGAAACUAAAUCCUGUGGUUGAUUUCACACCUCGCUCUGCCUCUGCCAUUUCUCUGUCAAGGCAGAGGAGCGUUAUGUAUUCAAUUCAAGAUCAACCACAGCUCACAGUCACUUCUGUUAUUUAUGCGUUAUGGUUUGUGAGCGGUGCCUUACACUCUCAAAAAGCAAUCAACUAACCAGUCACACUGUGCUUGCAACGACUUUUUGUCACAGAGUUUGUCCUUACAGUAAUGUGUGCCUAACACUGUGCCGACGCUGCUGCGUAAUACCUUAACAACAUGUGUAUCAAGAUAGUUCAUCAAAUAGGCAGAUGUUUGUGUGUCUUUUUCAUGUCAGUGUAUGGGAAGAUGGUCGGAAAGGUCAUAUCUCCCCCUAUCGUGACUUCAGUUGUGUGUCUUUAAUUGUCAGUGUUGAAAGUGUGCCACUGUUUAUGUCAACAAGCAGAUUAAAACUAUACAAAUCACUAUUUUUGUGUUUGUUUCAGCAACUGCCCACAAAAGACGAUGACUUGCAUUUUACACACUUCUGUGGACGAACCGGUGUUAGCUGACAUAGAUACCCAUCUGGAGACAGAGCUCACUUAAAGGGCAACUUCUGUGAUUUUAACAUGUUUACAGACGUUGAGGGAUAACUACUGCAUAUGUGAAAAA
Molecule: messenger RNA, 3491 nt
Organism: Xiphias gladius (swordfish)
Lineage: Eukaryota; Metazoa; Chordata; Actinopteri; Istiophoriformes; Xiphiidae
Gene: emb
Product: embigin
Exons: 9
Coding region: 1542-2480 (312 amino acids)
Biological process (GO): cell-cell adhesion
Cellular component (GO): cell-cell junction
Molecular function (GO): cell adhesion molecule binding
Source: RefSeq, a predicted model, not a curated record